Messenger RNA from Scaptodrosophila lebanonensis, 3211 nucleotides. It is a transcript of the gene nebu, whose product is annotated as facilitated trehalose transporter Tret1. Gene Ontology annotation, biological process: carbohydrate transport; transmembrane transport. Lineage: Eukaryota; Metazoa; Arthropoda; Insecta; Diptera; Drosophilidae. The coding region runs from base 476 to 2077 and encodes 533 amino acids. Gene Ontology annotation, molecular function: sugar transmembrane transporter activity. Gene Ontology annotation, cellular component: membrane. The record is from RefSeq and is a predicted model, not a curated record. The transcript is spliced from 4 exons.
AGAAGCAAGCAGUCGGCGGGCUGAUAGAUAACGAGAAAUAAAAAAAAACAAAUAUAAAUAAAAAGAAACCGAAUUUUUGGCCAGCAACAUGUUUGUUGGCCCUCGCAGCGCAUGCGCCUUAAAAAAUUCUACGCCACGUAUAGGUCGUGGGUGUUAAGGACGAAAUCGUCAACCUCAAAGCGAAAGGACAUUUAAACCUUGACGUAUUAUUCAACAAUUUGGACGUGUGUGUGCAGCAACAUCGACGAAUCAUUUAAUUAACUAAUUGAAAACCACACAAAAAACUCUUCAAAGUGAUUGUAAAAAAUAACCGAUACCGUUAUUAUUAAGAACCGCCACUAACGCGUUUAUAUAAUACACGACGAAUCCGAAUACGAAUCCAACGCCCAAAAUAUACACAUCCUCCAACAGUUUACAACAAAUUGCGAACAUUACAUUUUUUUAAAGAAAUACAAUUACUCCAUAUUUCUCCAAAAUGUCAACAACAUCGUCAGCCAAUUCGAGUGCCGAUGAGCCAAAUAAAAAGCCCGGCACCCAAACCGAGGAGAGCUCCCACCUGCUGGAAGCGGCCGAGAACGGUGCCAAGUAUGGCUCCCGACAAGCGGUAAAAAUCGUGAAAGCAAAUUCUCAAGAUCAGGAGAAUCUGCUUGACGACAUGGUUCAUACAACCACCGAGAAUAAAGCCAGAACAUUGCCGCAAUAUGUUGCCGCACUGGCUGCUGCGGGUGGUGCCUUCGCCGCCGGUACAUUGCUUGGCUGGACCUCGCCGGCUCAAACGGAAAUUCAGAAAGGGACUGCCUACGACUUUGAUGUGAGCGAAGAUCAGUACUCAUGGGUUAGUUCGGCCAUGACACUAGGCGCUGCCUGCGUUUGCAUACCGAUUGGUUUCCUCAUCAACUUCAUUGGACGCAAAUGGACAAUGUUGUUGCUGGUGUUACCUUUCACCAUUGGUUGGGCCAUGCUCAUCUGGGCAUCGAAUCUGGGCAUGAUGUACGCCUCACGUUUCCUGCUCGGCAUCGCUGGCGGUGCCUUCUGUGUCACGGCCCCCAUGUACACUGGUGAGAUCGCUCAAAAAAACAUUCGCGGAACACUUGGCAGCUUCUUCCAACUUAUGAUCACCAUUGGUAUUCUAUUUGUGUAUGCCAUUGGCGCUGGACUGAAUGUGUUCUGGAUGAGCGUUGUUUGCGGCAUCUUGCCCUUGAUCUUUGGCGUUAUAUUUUUCUUCAUGCCAGAGUCACCGACAUAUUUGGUUUCCAAGAACCGGACCGAAGGUGCUAUAAAGUCAAUACAGUGGCUGCGCGGCACGGAAUACAACUAUGAUGCCGAGCUGGAGGAACUCAAUCAGACCGACCGCGAGAUCAAGGAGAAUAAAGUAAACGUAUUUAGUGCACUGAGUCGUCCUGUUACCUUGAAGGCUUUGGGCAUUAGCUUGGGUCUUAUGUUCUUCCAGCAGUUGUGCGGCAUUAAUGCUGUCAUUUUCUACUCGAAUCAAAUUUUUGAAGAUGCCCAGACCGGCAUUGAACCCACACUUUCGGCCAUACUCGUGGGAGUUAUGCAAGUUGUUGCUACAUUCGUUUCGACACUGGUGGUAGACAAGUUGGGUCGCCGCAUACUGUUGCUUGCCUCCGGUGUCGUUAUGGCCCUUUCGACUACUGCCAUUGGCGUUUAUUUCUACCUGCAGGAUCAGGACGCGAGCUCUGUGAGCGAUCUUGGUUGGUUGCCAGUAGCUAGCCUGUGUAUUUUCAUUAUAAUGUUCUCGAUCGGUUACGGACCCGUGCCAUGGCUGAUGAUGGGCGAACUCUUCGCCACCGACAUUAAGGGCUUUGCCGGCUCCAUUGCGGGCACCUCAAACUGGGUUCUGGCCUUUUUGGUCACCAAAACGUUUACCAAUCUGAAUGCUUGGCUUGGUAAUGGCGGUACCUUCUGGCUCUUUGCUGCCAUCACGGUUAUCGGUGUGGUGUUUGUAUUCUUUGCCGUGCCGGAGACAAAGGGCAAGAGCCUUAACGAGAUACAGGCGGAGCUGGCGGGUAACAGACAUACCGCUAUCGUAGCAUCGGCACCAUUGGCUGAAAAGUAAACGCCCCUCACUUCGACAACUUUUAAGCUGUCUGUUAAAAAAGAUAUAGAAAAGUUACGUUAUGUUAAGUGAAGGCUUCAAUUUGUUUAAAGAGCAUACAAUUCGACAAAUAUUUGUUUAAUAUUGUUUGGAAUAGCAAAAGAAAGAGAUCAUGAAUGAGGAAGAGGAUGAGGAUGAGGCAAAGAUUGAAAGAGAAAGAGUUGCAAACACACUAACAACUAAGAACGAAGACUGAAGGUCAAGUGCAUAACACACACCGGAAAUGUUAAGCCGCUGUUAAGUUAAUGUUAAAUCUGCUCGCACUGUCAACUCAGCCACACACAAACAACAAUUCUGCAAUUACGUCUUUUGAUAAUUUAUAAUUAUUUGUAUUUCUGUUAAGCCAUUGAAAAGACAACAGCCAUGUGUGCGAAUGCCUUUUUAAAAUAUUUAUAAACAAUUACAAGGAUGAAAAUCAAUGCAUUUAGCACAACGCAUAUAUGUUCCCUGUUUUUUAUAUUUUAAUAAUUUAUGUAAUUCCAAAUUUGUUUACAAUUCUAAAAAGUUUUCAUAAGAUGAGCAAUAAGUUUUGUUUGUUUUUCCAUGUCUUCAAACUAUUCUUUUUAAUCUCUAAUACUACUCCUUUUGAUAUUCUUUAUAUUAAUUAUAGAACUAUAUAUUAUCUGUAUGUUAUCUGCGAGUGUUUAGAGUUCUUUGUAUGUAAUUAAGCAAACGUAAAAUUCAGUUUUUAAGCGAUUAGAGCACAUUUAAGUUUUAGGUCACAUGUUUUGCUAACUUAUUUAUACAUAUGCUAUACAAGAUGUUUUUAUAAUUUUUAUAUAGAAAAACAUUUAUCUACCGAUUCCUACAUAUUUCAUUUUUAAUUAAUUUAAUGUAAUCAACUAUAUACAUACAUAUAUACCCAUAUACAUACAUAUAUAAAAAUAAUAAUGCCGUCAUACGAUUACAUAUUUACAACGGCAACAAGUUUUUAAAACAAAAACCGAAUCCACAUCGUAAACCAACUGCUUAUCAUAGAUGAAAUGUUCAAGCGUUGUAUCAUUGUUAAAGUAUUUCGAAAACGUACUAUAAAUUGUAAAGCAGAGCAUAUUAUACAUAUUAGUGUGAAUGAAAAUAUAUUAAAUAAUGAUGUUG